UUGAUCUGCGCGCAGUGGGUUCGGAGCGGAGCAGAAAGGCACCGAAUUGUUUUCAAACAGGGUUUUUUUCCCUUGUUUUCAUUCCGGGUUAGUUUUUCCCCCUCCGAUAUAAACCCAGAGCCGGCUCCGAGGGAGGAAAUGCCAGAACCGCAGCGCUCCGGCUCGGCCGGCGCCCGCUGACCCAUCCCGGCCGCAGCAUCCCGGUACCGAGCGGCACCAUGCGGGUGCUGAGCCUCCUGGCUCUGAGCUGUGCCACGAUGGUGCUGCGGGGGGCCGGGGGCAGCCGCCGCCGCUCGCAUCGGGUGCAGCACGGGCACUGCGCAUACACCUUCGUGCUGCCCGAGGCCGACCCCGCUCCGUGCUCCGCUGCCCCCGGCCCCAACGCGCUCCUGCAACGGGAUUCACCGGCCGGUCCCGGCCCCGUUCCCGGCCGGCCCCGAGCGGCACAGCGACUGCGGCACCUCGAGAGCGUCCUGGAGAACAGCACCCGCUGGCUGCUGAAGCUGGAGAGCUACAUCCAGACGGGCAUGAAGCCGGAGGGGGCACAGACAGUGGUGCAGAACCAAACUGCCACCAUGCUGGAGAUCGGCAGCAGCCUCCUCAACCAGAGCGCGGCACAGAGCCGCAAGCUCACCGAUGUGGAGGCCCAGGUGCUGAACCAGACAUCCCGCAUCGAGAUGCAGCUGCAGGAGAACUCUCUGUCCACCACCAAGCUGGAGAAGCAGCUCCUGCUGCAGACCAACGAGAUCCACAAGCUGCAGAACAGGAACAACAUCCUGGAGGUGCGGGUGCUGGAGAUGGAGACCAAGCACCAGCAGGAGCUGGCAGGGGCCCGCUCGGAGAAGGAGAAGCUGCAGCGGUUGGUGAGCAGGCAGAGCGGCACCAUUGAGGAGCUGGAGAAGUCUCUGCUGGCUGCCAGUGCCAACACCAGUCUGCUCCAGCGCCAGCAGCGCCAGCUCCUCCAGUCCGUGCAGAGCCUGGUGCGCCUCGUCUCCCAGGGCAGAGCCAUGGUGCCGGGGCAGGAGCAGCGGUUCCAGGACUGUGCUGACGUGUACCGAGCCGGCAUCCGCACCAGCGGCGUCUACACCCUGCACAUCGGCAACCUCAGCGAGCCCAAGAAGGCAUACUGCGACAUGGACACAGACCGGGGCGGCUGGACCGUGAUCCAGCUCCGUGCCAACGGCAGCCUCAGCUUCCAGCGGAGCUGGAGGGAGUACAAACAGGGGUUCGGGGAUGCUGCAGGUGAGCACUGGUUGGGGAAUGAGGCCGUGCACAUCCUGACGAGCCAGGGUCCCUAUGCCCUGCGUGUGGAGCUGCGGGACUGGGAGGGCGGCCAGGCCUAUGCCCACUAUGGGCAGUUCCAGCUGGGGAGCGAGCGGCAGCUCUACAGGCUGUCACUGCAGGACUACAGCGGCACCGCAGGGCAGCAGAGCGGGUUGGCACUGCAGGGCACCCGCUUCAGCACCCGCGAUGCCGACAAUGACAACUGCCUCUGCAAGUGCGCCCAGAUGCUGUCUGGAGGCUGGUGGUUCGAUGCUUGUGGGCUCUCCAACCUGAAUGGUAUCUACUACCCAGCACGGCACAACAUCCGCAAGCUCAACGGCAUCCGCUGGCACCACUUCCAGGGGCCCAGCUACUCCCUGAAGGGCACCCGCAUGCUCAUCCGCCCUGCCGGCUUCUAGCCCCUCAGAGCAGGGGCACCGGGACAAGGUUCAUGGGGAACCCUCAGAUCCCUCCGCGCUUCUCUUCCCAUCCUGCUGCUGGGACUCCGGUUUAUGGCCCCAAAUGGGGGUCCAAGGCCCUCCAGGACCCCCUGCACACGCAGCCGGGCUCCAAGGCCCCCCAGGACCCCCUGCACAUGCAGCCGGGCUCCAAGGCACACCAGGACCCCCUGCACACGCAGCCGGGCUCCAAGGCACACCAGGGCUUUGCCUUUCCUGUCUUUGGGCAUUGCAAAGCUCCCACUGUUCCUUUUCCCCCACGGGAUCAGGGGAGCUGGAGGGGAUGGGGAUGCUCAUGCUGGAGGCUCAUGUUGGCAGAGCCCUGGGAUGGGGUUGGGGGGUUGCGGUUUGGGAUGGGGCUGUGCAGUGCAUAGGGGAUGGGAAGGGUCCUGGGGAGGUCUUGCAGGGGUCUGAGCUGGGGCAGGGAUGGCAGGAGAUGGGGAUGCAGGAAGUGAGACCCCCCCAGUGCAGAUGCCUUGAGAUGGCAAAACCAGGCUGGGGGCACCUUGGGGAGCAGGGGGUAUGGAGCAGCCUGGGCUCUAUCGGCAGCACCAGGCCCCAGGAGCAGCCCCAGGAGCUGGUGCAGGUCAGGAUGGAGCCACGUUUAUUUUUGUACUAAGAGAUAUUUAUUUGCCAGGUGUCUGGAGGGGGAUGUGGGGCAGAGCUCUCUGUGGGGCAGAGCUCUCUGUGGGGCAGAGC
Melopsittacus undulatus (budgerigar) is the source of this 2420-nucleotide messenger RNA. It is a transcript of the gene ANGPT4, whose product is annotated as angiopoietin 4. NCBI's taxonomy places the organism in Eukaryota, Metazoa, Chordata, Aves, Psittaciformes, Psittaculidae. The record is from RefSeq and is a predicted model, not a curated record. The transcript has 9 exons. Bases 219 to 1682 code for a protein of 487 amino acids. Gene Ontology annotation, molecular function: receptor tyrosine kinase binding. Gene Ontology annotation, biological process: signal transduction.